AUGGACCCCAAGGAUGCGCAUAAAACUGCGUUCUCCAGUUCCACAGGUCAUUUCGAGUUUGUUAGAAUGCCUUUUGGUCUCAAAUCAAGUCCAGCUACGUUUCAACGACUGAUGAAUCUCGCACUAACAGUUGAUUUCCCUCGAGAUCAGUUUAGUUUGUCAACCGCCAUGGAGUUUGAAAGUGAGAGUGAGAGUGAGUUUUUCGCGGAUAAUUUAUCAGACAUUGAGCAGCCGGAUCUGAGUGAUGAUAGUGAUAGUGAGGACAUUUUUACAAGACGAAGAAACCCUAGAAUACCGCUACAGUCUAGCACAUCAAGUGAUAGUGAAGAUGAAAUCAUCCCGGAUUGGUCCGAGACUGAUACUGAACCGGUAAUUGAAGAUUUUCUUGGACAAGUUGGGGUAGUCAUGAUGCCUGAAAAUCCCGCUAGUAUAAUGAGCGUACUUCAACUUUUUAUUGGUGACGAUUUGUUUGAGUACAUGGCACAAGAAACAAAUAGAUAUCACGCCCAAAAUAUACAUAAAUUUAAAGUUAGUGCCAAAACGCUAAAGUGGAGAGAUGUUUCUGUGUCAGACAUGAAAAAGAUGAUGGGCUUGCUUCUGCUGAUGGGAAAAGUGCGCAAGGAUUCAAGGGACGAGUACUGGUCAACUGAUGAAACCAUCGAAACACCAAUUUUUGCCCGAAUAUUGAGUAGAGACCGAUUCCGUCAAAUAUGGGCUGCUUGGCAUUUUUCAAACAACGCCGAAGCGGAUCUGUCAGCUGACCGUCUACAAAAAGUUAGACCGAUCCUAGACUAUUUUCUCCCAAAAUUUAAAAAUGUCUAUAAACCAAAGAGGGAAUUAUCUUUAGAUGAGAGCAUCAUGGCAUGGAGAGGAAGAUUAGUCUUUAAGGUUUACAACGCGUCGAAAAUAAAUAAAUAUGGGGUAUUGAUACGAAUGGUUUGCGAAGCCACUUCCGGGUAUGUGUGCAAUCUCCGAGUAUACUCCGGGCAGGGAUAUCCACUUCAAGCUACAAUUCUUCAUCUUUUAGACCCGUAUUUGAACUUGUGGCAUCAUGUAUAUAUGGAUAAUUUUUAUAACAGUGUAGAUACGUCGGAAUUAUUGUUGCGGAAUAAAGUGCGUAUUGUGGGACGAUUAGGACAAAAUCGCGGCUGCCACUUUUAA
Messenger RNA from Dalotia coriaria, 1161 nucleotides. Its product is annotated as piggyBac transposable element-derived protein 4-like. NCBI's taxonomy places the organism in Eukaryota, Metazoa, Arthropoda, Insecta, Coleoptera, Staphylinidae. The transcript is spliced from 2 exons. The record is from RefSeq and is a predicted model, not a curated record. Bases 1 to 1161 code for a protein of 386 amino acids.